UUAAUCUUGGUAGUGCAUAUCGUAUAAAAAUGCCAACUAUUAAUAUCAAACGUGAUUUAUUAUUCAAAGUUCUUGGCAAAACAUAUUCGGAUAUCGAGUUUCAAAACUUAUGUUUCAAGUUUGGAUUAGAAUUGGAUGAAGUGAUAAGAGAGAAGCAGAUAGUUACAAAGGAACAAAAUCUAUAUCACAAAACAGAAAUAUCAGAAGAAAUUAUUUAUAAAAUUGAAAUACCAGCAAAUAGAUAUGACUUAUUAUGUUUAGAAGGUUUAACACUUGGACUUCUUAUAUUUUUAAACCAAGUGGAUAUACCAAUGUACAUGACGAUAUUUCCAAGUACAAACAUACAAACGAUUAUAAUGACAAAGCAGUGUUCGGAAGUCAGGGGACACAUUGUUGCAGCUGUUUUACGUGAUAUUAAAUUUACAAAAGAUUCUUAUAAUAGCUUCAUUGAUCUUCAAGAUAAAUUACAUCAAAAUAUUGGUAGAAAAAGAACUUUGGUAUCAAUUGGAACACAUGAUCUAGAUACUGUUAAAGGUCCAUUUUUGUAUUGUGUAAAGUCACCAGCUAAUAUCUAUUUCAAACCACUGAAUCAAGAUAAGGAAUAUACAGGAGAAGAAAUUAUGAAUUUGUACAGUAAUCAUGCACAAUUAAAGCAAUACUUACACAUUAUAAAGGACAGCCCAGUUUAUCCUAUAAUACAAGAUAGCAAUGGAAUCAUUUUGUCUCUCCCACCUAUUAUCAAUGGAGAUCAUUCAAAAAUUACACUCAAUACUAAAAAUAUAUUAAUUGAAUGUACUGCAAUAGAUUUAACAAAGGCAAAGAUAGUAUUGGAUACUAUAGUCUGUGCUUUUAGUCAAUAUUGUAAAACAAAAUAUACAAUAGAAAUGGUGAAAAUCAUACAUCCUAAUGAACAAGUAUUUCAUUAUCCUGACUUAAAGUACCGAAUUGAGCAUAUUGAUUGUGACAAAGCAAUAAAAUAUAUUGGUAUAAAACAAACACCACUGGAAAUAGCUAACUUACUUACUAGAAUGUCUUUAAAAUCUCGUGUCAGAAUUGGUAACAAAUUAAAUGUUCAAGUGCCUCCAACACGACAUGAUGUGAUACAUGCAUGUGAUAUUUAUGAAGAUAUUGCCAUAGCAUAUGGAUAUAACAAAAUUCAGAAAACUAUGCCGUAUUUAUAUACUAUUGCAGAAGAGUUUCCACUUAACAAAUUAUCUGAUCAAUUACGCGUAGAAUUGGCAUGUGCAGGAUUCACAGAAACAUUGACUUUCUCACUGUGUUCAUACGAGGAUAUAACAGAUAAAUUAAAUCAUGAAUUAUUACAUAUAUCAGCAGUUCAUAUAUUGAAUCCCAAAACAUCUGAAUUUCAGGUUGCACGAACUACUUUAAUACCAGGGUUAUUAAAAACAUUAGCUGCAAAUAAAAAGAUGCCGCUUCCUCACAAAUUAUUUGAAGUUUCUGACAUAAUAUUAAAAGAUAAUAAGAUAGAAAUUGGUGCGCGUAAUAGACGACAUUUAUGCGCGAUAUAUUGCAACAAAUCUGAUGGUUUUGAAAUAAUUCAUGGUUUAUUAGAUAGAAUAUUACAUAUAUUAGAAGUACCACGAAGUGUUAAUAAAAGUAAAGGUGGAUAUUUUCUUCGUGCUCUCGAUGAUCCCACUUUUUUCCCUAAUCGUUGUGCAGAAAUAUUAUGUUAUGGUAAUAUAAUUGGAAAAAUGGGGGUUCUACAUCCAAAUGUAAUUUCAAAAUUUGAACUAAAUACACCUUGCUCUGUAUUAGAAAUUAAUAUUGAGACCUUUUUAUAA
This is a messenger RNA of Eufriesea mexicana, 1802 nucleotides long. It is a transcript of the gene beta-PheRS, whose product is annotated as phenylalanine--tRNA ligase beta subunit. The record is from RefSeq and is a predicted model, not a curated record. Lineage: Eukaryota; Metazoa; Arthropoda; Insecta; Hymenoptera; Apidae. The coding region runs from base 30 to 1802 and encodes 590 amino acids. Gene Ontology annotation, molecular function: RNA binding; phenylalanine-tRNA ligase activity; magnesium ion binding. Gene Ontology annotation, biological process: phenylalanyl-tRNA aminoacylation. Gene Ontology annotation, cellular component: cytoplasm; phenylalanine-tRNA ligase complex. The transcript has 11 exons.